Molecule: messenger RNA, 3634 nt
Organism: Limulus polyphemus (Atlantic horseshoe crab)
Lineage: Eukaryota; Metazoa; Arthropoda; Merostomata; Xiphosura; Limulidae
Product: targeting protein for Xklp2-like
Exons: 14
Coding region: 16-2583 (855 amino acids)
Biological process (GO): regulation of mitotic spindle organization; activation of protein kinase activity
Cellular component (GO): spindle; microtubule
Source: RefSeq, a predicted model, not a curated record
UGUAGCACUUUUGAAAUGGAAGAUUCGAAGUAUGAAUUUCGUUGUCCAAUGUUUCUCGACUUUAAUUCUCCAGAAGAGGACCAGGAAGGUGAACUUUUAGCAUUUUUUGAAGCACAUUCUGAAAUGGACAAAGGAGUUGAAAAGAGACUGUUUAAUUCCAAGACUUCAACUAAAAAAGGGAAGAAAAAAAAAGUCAAACAAGAACAAGAGUCAACUUGUGAUGCAGUAAAACAUGAAGAAGAUAACCAAGAAUAUCUGACGCCACCAACCUGCCCCCACAUGAAGGAAAAUGUUUUGCCUGCAGACACCCAGAGGUGUGAAACAGUGACAGUAGAAAUUCCACAGAAUGAUUUCAGUAAUAGCAAAGAUGACAAAGAAAAUGAAAUAGUAGUUAAUCUUGAAGUUCCUCCUAAUCUAUCUGCUGUGUUAUCAAUAACAAAUAACUCUCAGAAGAAGAAAUCUAACAAGAUGCAAAGACGGAUAUUCAAUAAAAGGUUUAGUGGAAGCAGCAACUUAAAGUCUAAAUCAUCAAACCAAAAGAAACCUAAGUCAAUUCAUAAGUAUCCCCUCAGAUGGACACCAGCUCGAUUGAAAAAGUCCCUUUUGCCAGAAACUGAAACUAGCAAUACUCCAGCUAAGAAGAAAGCUCGUAUGUCAGAAACACAAGAGAGGAAACGGCAACCUCGUCCUGUAUCACCAAUGAAGGAAAAUACUGUCACUAGAGUGAAAAGGUCAUUAUCUGCAAGAACAAGGUCAACUAACUCUUCACGUUCCUCAGCUAUCCAAAAACGAGCAAGCUCAUUUAAUGCUGACUCCACAGUAGUACCUAAGGUGUCAAAGUUGGUAGCUUCUUCUACACCAAGCUGUGUUCGUCGAGCCCUGAAUAAACUACGGGGCAAGUCAAAAUUUACUCACUCAACAGAAGAAUUGGAGUUAAAAAAGAUUAAUGAAAUGAGAAAACAGUUGGCAGUUAAUCGAAAGAAAUAUGAAGAAUUCCAUAAGAAAGCCCUUCAGGUUCCAAAAAUGGUUGAUCAGAGUGCUUUUGUGGCAUCAAAAUCUCAACCCCAUUGCACUGUUGUUGAACCAUUUAAGUUUAUUACUGAUCAGAGACUCAAAAACCAAGCUUCCGGUGAUGUACAAGUGAAAGAGAGAGAUUUUGUUUCAAGUCUGAGGAGAAGAUCACCUAAUCAGCACCAAGAAAAGCAGAAAGAGAAAGUUACAAAACCCAUUCCUUUCAAGUUUAUGACAAAUCGAAAAAGAGAUCAAAAUGGGGAACCACGAGAACAAUAUUGUAGUUUAGCUCAACAGAUAAAAGCCUUUCAUUCUCAAACACCAGAAAGGUUCCACAGAAUUUGUCCUAGAAUGAAGUUCAAAUCAGAGGCUCAAACCAAACCACUCUUGCGCACUACUAUACCACAUACUCCUAAGUUACAAUGUGUCGCACGUCAUCGUCCAGUUACAGCAAUAAGCCAAGCCCAAAAGGAAGAAUUAGAAGAAGAGGAAAUGAAAAAGUAUAAAUUUAAAGCAAGACCAGUGAACUCCAAGCUAUUUACACAGCCAGUGUCAGGUGUUAGUAAGGUGGAGACCAAAAAGUCCACAAAACCUGAGGGUUUCCAGCUACAGACUGAGGCACGCUACUACUUGAGGGAAAAAAAUCGACCCCACAUUGAAGAACCAAAAUACGAGUUUCAUGCCCAGCCUCUUCCAAGAAAAAUAUUGGAAGGAACAGUGGGUCUAAAAGAAAGAGAGGAAUUUCAGCUUACCCUACCAAAAUCUCCAGCUUUUGCUCUAAAAGGAAGAUCUCAACUCUGGAAGAAAGGAGAAGAUACUACUCAUGAGGAAGGAAGUCAAUCUUUAUCAAUGUUAAGGUCUAAUCCAGUACCACAUAUUGGCAUCCCAUUCCGACCUAAGCUUCAGAAGAAGAUCACACUAGCUGAACCUUUUAGUUUUGAAACAAGAGAUAAAGAACGUUGGGCUCGAAAGGAAGAGAAAAUUAAGGAGGAGCUGGAGAAGGAAAAGAAAAUCCGAGAAUUUAAAGCCCAACCAUUUCCAUCUUCCUCUACGAGUCAUUUUCAACCCAUUACAAAGAAAGUUAUUACCAAGCCUGAACCAUUCUCACUACUGAUAGAUCAGCGAGGAGAGGAACGAGCUGCAAGAUGGCAGAAAAGGAUGGAAGAAGAGUUAAAGAGGCAAAGAGAACUAGCAAUGUUUAAAGCCAGACCUGCAGAAGUACUUCACAGGGAACCUUUUGUACCAGUAAAGGCAGAAAAAGCACCAAUUGAGUGUGAAGAAAUAAACCUACACACUGAGCAAAGAGCUGAAGAGAGAGAAAAAUUUGAAGUUUGGAAGCAUCAACGGGAGACAGAAUUGGCUGCAAAACUUCAGAAGAAAAGAGAGCAGGAGGAAAAGGAAGAGAAGAAGGCUAUAGCUCGCACACGUGCUGAAGCAGUUCACAAAGCACAGCCAGUAAGGCAGUUCAAUACAGUUAUCAUCAGGCCUAGUGAGAGAGGUUUAACUAAUCCUAAAUCACCUGUUUUUGCCACAAAAUUAAGGGCACGCAACAAUACUAGCAUUCUACACUGAAGAUAUAUUAGGUAUUUUCUAAAUUGCUCAGUCCAAACCAUUCCCUCUCAUGGGUAUCCUUCAGCAGAAGUUCUGGUGAUGUCAAAGAUUUCUUAUUGUCAUUUAAGAGUCAGAAGAUGUUGUUUAUCUGUGGUACUAUUAACAGCUUUGAUAUGUUUGCUGAUUUAUUAGAGAAAGUCACACUUACAUACUUGUUUCUUUAUGUAGUAUUUUUAGAACUGUUUAAUGAUUUGCAUCAGCAGAUCUGUUUAUUUCUCUCCUUACCAAUGGGUUUGUUUGAAUGAAAAUUGUCAGGUGAUUCUCAAAAGAAGCACCUAGUGAUAAAACAAAAGUCUACAUUAUAUUGGCAGACAUAAAGUGGCUUAGGUACCAAAUGACAAAUAUUUUUUGUACAGUUGGAUUUUUAAAGGAUAUUUUAUGUAUGAGGAAUUUGAAUGGUUUUCUAAUAUCAGAACCAAAAAUAACAAGACAUUUCACACUUCCAAAAAAAGAAAGAAAUUAGCUGAUGGUAUUUUAUAGUUCCAUGUUAAAAUAAAUGUUAUAUAAAACUUGUAUAUAUAGUUGGUACACUGGUAAUAGAUAUUAUUUCAUAAUAAUGCCUUGUUUAGACCAUGUGUAUGUGUAGACACUAAAAUGAACAGGUCAGGUUAUGAAAAGGUUCAUAUGUAAAAGGAAGAAGAUGUGACUUCUUUAUGAUAUUACACUAUGAAUAUUAUGUUUUUUGUAUUUUAAAUGAAGAGAAGCUCUACAUUAUUCUCUUGGUAAUUGUUUGCAUUUGUUGAGAAACACUGAAUUUCAGUUGAUGUCUCAAGGCUCUUGUACCCAUCAUUUAAUGUGAAUUUUGUAAAAUUUCUAAUAUUUUCUUGUCUGACUCGUAUCAUGUAUCAGUAUGUCGUUUGUUUUGCAAUAGUAUUUGCUGGAAAUUGAAUUUAUUGGAUUCCAUUUUCUGGUAGUCCAUCCUAGAAUAAAUUAAACAUCUUCAGGAGAUUGUCUUCUAGUAAUUCUAUCCACAAUUUCACUCACUACAUUAUUCAGAAGAACUGCAAAUGAA